This is a messenger RNA of Phytophthora nicotianae INRA-310, 1226 nucleotides long. RefSeq lists its product as hypothetical. Bases 350 to 1063 code for a protein of 237 amino acids. The transcript has 8 exons. Lineage: Eukaryota; Oomycota; Peronosporomycetes; Peronosporales; Peronosporaceae. The record is from RefSeq and is a predicted model, not a curated record.
ACGUCGUUUGGUUGUGGUGGAUCCUGAGCCUGAACACUUGGCAACCUUUUCGACUAAACGAGGUGAUGUUUCUACGAACUGUACGGAGUCACGCGAAGCUGGGCGCGGCGGCGCUCAUGGGCGCCCCCAUGCUGUUAUCGCAGCAGCAAGCACAUGCGGAGCAGCGUGUGUAUGCCAGCGGGUACAAAAGCCAACAAAAAUUAGGAAUUAAAGAGGGUAUCUCAAGAUUUUACGCCUGAUUUGUGCCUGCAGAGAGGCACUGGGGCGAGGAGUCCGUCUCGAGCUCUGGAAAGCGCAGCAUGAGAAUGUGGUGGUGCUGGACUUAGAGAGCGAGUUGAUUCAGCUCGGCAUGACGAGGAUCCGCGACUACGAGAACGCUGGUGCAAAAUUCACUCAUGACGCGAAUGGGGUUCUGCGUUCGACGUUGGACUUGGCGCUAACGGAGCUCCCGAGCGACGAAGAGUCUGUUGUGACAACGCCGCGUGGGUAUAAAGCUGAGGGCCUCAUGUUUGAGGACGACGUGAAGGUGUGCGGCAUCAGUAUUGCCGUGAAUCCGGAGGCCCAAAAGGGUUUGGCACAGGUUCUUCGAACUUCUCUGCCGUAUGAUGCCAAAUACGGUGAGAUUUUGGUGCAAGAGGACGCCAAGGGCGGUAACAAGAUUGCCAAGGCCACUCUUCCGGAAGAUUUAGAUGGCCACGAAGUGUUGCUGCUGUUGCCAGAGCUUGCGUCGGUUUCCCAAAUUGACAAAGUUAUCCAUCUUUUGAUGCAGCAAGGUGUCGAAGAAGAUAAAAUUACAGUGGUGACCCUCGUCACUUGUCCCGAAGGUGCAGACGGAUUUUGCAAGGCUUUCGAUGACGCUCGACUAGUGACCGCUUCGUUUGACUCGAGGCUCAACAGUGAAGGUCACAUUGUGCCCGGUAUUGGCUCCUUUGAAGAGCGAUACCUCGGUGCCCCCAGUUCUGUUGUGGACGUCGUUGACGAGGCUGUGGAGUCCAGCAAGGAAGAGAACGCUCUGAAGGCAAAAAUUACGUCGAAAAUCUCCUCAUGGUUUAAAAAAGACUGAUGAGACCACCACGUUCAAGAACCGGCCUAGACAACUACACCAUUUUACUCGCAAAAAAAAGAGAAAGUUACAAAGUGAGGCUUGCACAUUGGAAUGCAAUUUCUUAGUGAUCUUUACCCAAAUGUUUUGGACAAGUUGUCUGAGCUGUCCACAACAACUCAAA